UAAUUUAUUUGCAAACGUUGGCAAAAACACGCGUCUUCGACCACUAAGCAAUAUUUACUUAGCCUUCAUUAGACAACGAACAUCUGUUCGCUUUCAAGAAGAAUUUUCAAGAAAAACGGUUUUCAGAAACUGUUUUUGCUUUUAAAAAAUACUUCCUUCCAUGGUACUGAACUUUAAAAUACGAAUCAAGGUAUCAUUUGAUCUACAUUAAAACAGCCAAACAACGUGGAUAAAGUCCCUCGCUUUUUUAAAACUGAGCGAAGAAGAAGAUAACAAAGAAUGAACUCUUCAAAGAAUAAUCGACAAUGUAAAAGGCAUUCUUAUCCGGUCAUGUUAACUUACAAAGAAACAUUAAAUGUUCUCAUUAAACAUCAAAGUGAGUACAACCAAACAGAGUCAACAAAGAGAGCAAGAACACCAGUAUUGAAUCAAAGUGGAAGUGAGAAAGAGCGACGAGAAGAACUAGAGGCAGCAAUUUGUUGGCUUGGUCAAGAAUUAAGAGAUAUUCACCAUCAGGAUAAAUUUUUACUUCGUCAAUUUAAUCAUUUAAAAGAAAGCAUUCAAGAACUAAGCAGUGAACCCGAUAUCAAGGACAAUUGCAAGGCAGAAUCAAAGAAGGAAAAACUUCAAAAAAAUCAAAAAACAAUGUUUGAAGAAGAGGUUGCAGAGGAGAAAAAAGAUGUUUCGCAGAAAAAAGGCGACGAAAAACUUAUAUUUCGUGGAGAAUUUCAACUGGAGGAUUUGGGAUUAGCUCAAAUGAAACAAGCACAGAAACGUCAAAAUGAAGUGCUGGAAAAAAAUCAACAACUUGAGGACGAAAAAAAUCGAGAGAAAAAGAGUGUAGAAAAAGAACAAGACAAAAGAAAACAAGACAAGAGGUCACUACCCAGUGAUAAUGACUCGGAUUAUGGAUCAGAUCAGAGCGUUGAUAAAUUUGAGGUUGAAUCGAUUCAAAUGCAGAAAGUUAACACCUUUAUGAACAAUCAAAGUCUGAAAGUGUGCACUAAACAACGUUCGAAGCGCUGGUCGUGGUGGAAAUAAGUCACUUAUGUGAAUACGAAAUGAUUCUGCAUAAAUUAUCAUACAAUAUAUAUAAUUUAUUUCCAUCUAUUUAUGUGAAAAUAUGAAUUGUUGCGCACAAUAAUCGAACUUAAAUAGUUUAAGUACAGUAAAAGAACUCAAAUCUUAGCUCGUAUUGAGUAACUUUGGGUAGGUUGUUUUCAAUAAAUAUGAAAAUAUAACCGAUGACAGUAAACAACCAAUUCCUUCAAGUCAGCCAGCAGAUUUUAGUAAUGUUAUGUAAAUUUCAGAACAUUGUCAACACUCAUUUCUUAAAAAAUCUGUUGUUUUCGCACUCAAUAACAUGGUGUGGAAAACAUGGUUGUUUUCCACACUAUGAAUAAAUAAGCAUGCUGGCUAAAAGGUGCAAUAACUGAAAAAAUAUCUGUAACCGACUCAAAUUAUCAAUAAAAUAAAUAAUUUGUGCA
Xenia sp. Carnegie-2017 is the source of this 1487-nucleotide messenger RNA. RefSeq names its product myb-like protein X. NCBI's taxonomy places the organism in Eukaryota, Metazoa, Cnidaria, Anthozoa, Malacalcyonacea, Xeniidae. The coding region runs from base 280 to 1041 and encodes 253 amino acids. The transcript is spliced from 3 exons. The record is from RefSeq and is a predicted model, not a curated record.